This is a messenger RNA of Cryptomeria japonica (Japanese cedar), 1323 nucleotides long. RefSeq names its product GCN5-related N-acetyltransferase 7, chloroplastic. NCBI's taxonomy places the organism in Eukaryota, Viridiplantae, Streptophyta, Pinopsida, Cupressales, Cupressaceae. Gene Ontology annotation, cellular component: chloroplast. The record is from RefSeq and is a predicted model, not a curated record. Bases 55 to 885 code for a protein of 276 amino acids. Gene Ontology annotation, molecular function: acyltransferase activity, transferring groups other than amino-acyl groups. The transcript has 4 exons.
AAAAAAACAAGAAAAGGUAAGGAAUAAAAAAUAAUUGCCUUUGAAGAUAAUGAGAUGGCAAGGCUGUGCUGCAGGUUUUGCUCAACAAUGGCGUUCUACAUGCCGCCUCUCGCAAAACCGUUCAAGUUAACCAAAACCGCUUUCGCCUUGGACUCCAGAAAGCCCGUUCACGAACAGCACCUUCCGCUGAUAAAUCCAAAACCACUUUACCCCUCAAACCGCUGCAAUUCAUCGCCGUCUUUUGUGUCAGAUUUGUCGCUCAACCGAAACAAGCAUCCUGGGAUCUUUUGCAAUUCCGCUCUGAAAGAAGAAGAGAAGGGCAAAUUAUUGCCGCUAGCGGUUUUGGAAGCGGUUUCGGAUGAUGCCCUCUUAGCUGCCUCGAAUCUGCGCGUGAGAACUUUUUAUGACUUUAAGCAGAGCUAUGGCGUCGAGGAACACAGGAGAUAUAGGUCUCAAUUGGAGUUUGAAGCUCUAAAAGCUAGGAUUGCAGGGGAGCUAGUAGGAUUUGAGAAGGUCACGUGUGUGAUUGCUACAAUACCCUUUUCUGUGUCCCUGAACCUUACAGAUGAUCUUUGCUCUUUAUGCAAGGGAACUGAUGCACAGUUUACAAGAGCUUACUUGACUAAUGUAUGUGUAGCGCAAGAGCUUCAAAGAAAAGGCAUUGGUAGUGCUUUGAUUAGACAAGCUGUGAAAAUUGCUGAACAGUGGGGUAUGACCGAUCUUUAUGUUCAUGUAGAGGUGGAUAAUGAUGGUGCAAGAUGCCUUUACGAGAAGAGUGGUUUUAUAUAUGAAAGUGGUGAGCCUGCCUGGAGAGCAAGGUUUCUAGGUCGCCCCCGUCGAUUUUUAUUAUGGGCAAAUAUGAACAAGCUUCUCUCUCAUCCAUAGGUUUUCCUAAUUUAAUGGUGGGGAGUUGCAAGGUAGUGUAGCUUGACCCUUUUCAAAGAUUAGUUACAUGCCAGGCAGUUUCCACGUCUGAAAAUGCUUGGGCUUAUGUUAUCUCAUGAUUACCAUAAAGCAAGGUGUAACCAGUUGUAUGUAACACAUAAAUUUGGUUUCACUCUAUUUUAUCUCAUUCUUUCUUUCACGUGGCAUGUAAGGAUGUUAGUGGGCUUUGGAAAAUUAAUUGUAAACUAAAGCAUUUGCGUCUUCAUCAUAAAUGUCGUGUCAGUAAUCUCUGAAAGGUGCAGAGUUAGAAGCUAGUUUAUUUGAUAACGUUCAUGUUAUAUGGCAGUAAGAGAAUUCACUGGAAUCAUGGAGGUAUCAGUACUACUAUGCUAUAUCUAAUUGUUUUACCAUGUUAUGAAUAAACUUGCAAACUGCCUU